UGUUUGACAUUUUCCUACUUGCUGGUCUGUGAUUUUGACAGCUAUAUUUUUGUGAUUAUUUAUUGUGCUGAAAUAAAUCAUAGUUUUGGCGUGUUUACGAUGAUAAUUUUAGAUUUCACGUGAGCGUUACUAUCACAAACUCUGUAAAUUAUUGUUUUACUUGAUAAUUGUGCAGCUAUGGAAAGAACAAACAAUAACUUGGGCGAUAUGAGUCGACGGGCCGGAGAGAUUUUUAGACGUAUUAACAGAAUAUUCGACGGUCCAUUGACGAGAAAGAAACUUGUUAUACUUAUCCUCGUGUUAAUAUUCCUGUUACUCUACAUCGGACCCACUAUUAUGAAUUCUCUAUUCAACUCUGAAGGUUCGCUAACAAGUAACCAAAAUGUAUGUCAUCGGACCUUCUUGAACCCCUUUCAAGACGCUAUUAAUGAGUACGACGCGUAUUUACGGCUAGAAUCUGCAGCCACGCUGUCUACGUUAAGCCACAACUAUGUACCAUAUGUUGGGAAUGGUUAUUUAGGUAUGACAUUAGAACAUGAUUCACAUUUGAACAUAAAACAUGGAAGAACCUUGUCAUUGCCACUUUACUAUCACCCUCUAUACAUAAUUGAUGAUUUGGAUAUGAAGGAAUCAACAUUGGUUGACUAUAAAAAUGGUAUUGUGCACAGGUUUCAAUGCAGCAGUACGGGAAUUCACAUAGCAUAUAAGUACUAUGCUCAUCGGACCAUACCGUCACUGUUUGUUCAAGAGAUUUUAAUUAACAAUCCAUUAAAUGCUGCCAAGUCUUUUCUUGCCACUACUCCAAGACUAUCCGAUUGGCCAACAUCAGUUAAACAAACUGUGAAACUCCAUCAAGGAGUUGAUAAAAAGGAAUAUGAAGUAGUUACAGGCUUGAUUGCCUUACCUGAGAGUGAAAAUGUGGUCGCAGUUUCUGUAGUAUGCAGAAAGAUGAGUAACACUAUACAAGUUGAGGCUAGAGACGGUUUAGAUAUCUUAAUAUUUACUACAUUACAGUACAGUAAACCUAUUAAGAGGGCAGAUUAUGCAAAGUAUAAGGAUAUAGUGGAGAAACAAGCAAUUGAUGAAAUGGAAAAGGUUAUAGCUUUAACUGGUGAUAGAGUAGCUGUGAGAAGUUUGAGAGACAGUCAUUCUCGGGUGUGGCAGGGACUUUGGUACACAGGCUUCUAUAUAUCAGACUCCAAAGCAAGUGGUGUCAUUAACGGAGAUCGAAUUAAUGCUACAAUAUACACUAUACUUUCCCAAGUGCGUAGUUAUGAACACGAGGAACAUAUUAAACCAGCUAGAAAAUCAGAGAUCCUUAGAACUUUAACAUAUUCGGAAGGCUGUUAUGAAGGGCAUUCCACAUUGGAUGCAUAUAAUCUAUGGAAGCCUUUAAAUUCCUUAAUGAAUUUGGACUCUGUUGCAAGUGUAUGGUUAUUGACGUUAGAAAAGCAAGGUUGCCACAACCUUCUAAAGGCAGGAGCUAGUGGUGUUAAUCAGGCUAUGAUACUUAGUUUUGGUAGCUUUAGAUUUAGCAACCAGCAUCUUGAAUAUAACAUUCAUCCAUCGAAACUACACAGAGACUUUCUAUUCCGUCGAGUCAACUAUGGAAACAUGACUCAUGUGAAUGUUAGUGUGAUACUACAAGAGGACAAUAAAGCUGCUAUUUUUGUAGCUUUAGAUCGUUCGGACAAAACAUAUUAUGCAUGCGAUGCUGGUUGUCUUGAUUCCCCAGUCCAAUUGGGACCUUACAGGAAAUAUUUCCCCGUGAAACUAACUGAGCCUUUGACUGCCAUAUUGUAUAUAACAGCAGAUAAACAGCAUAUGGAAGACUUGAGGCAUGCCAUCCACGUCAAAGAAGUUGUAGAGGCACCAGCUCACGAAAAUCACGUUAUAGCAUUACAUCGACAUGGCCACAGUUUAGGUGGCCUCAACCCACUGUUCUGGAUGUCUAUAUUAGUUUUAAUAGUAAUAUUCCAUUUGUUCCUCUGUAGGAUAAUAUUGAAUGAAUUUUGUGAUAGUGGCACAAACAUAAGUUACAAAAGGUUGUACAACAAAGCUUGAGGCACUGGUUUCUUUUGUGGUGAUAUAUAAUGGUGAAUAGUUAUUAAAAGGUAUUGUCGCCAGCUUCAGUAUUUGUUUGAAUAUUUAGCAGUUAUAAAUGUCACAUUUGAACAUUGGCUUAUGAUGUACACUGCCAUGUUUUAUCUUAAAUAAUUAUUUUAGUCCAUUAUACUCCAAGAGACUUUUGUAACUCUCAUCUCAGUUAGUUCAUGACAGUUUUGAUUGACCAACCAUAACCAUUUAGCAACCAUACCAUUAGAGGUAUUGUUUAUUCAAUUUAUAUAUUGAUACCGGUUCAACAUCACAGAAACUU
Messenger RNA from Pararge aegeria (speckled wood butterfly), 2377 nucleotides. RefSeq lists its product as uncharacterized. The record is from RefSeq and is a predicted model, not a curated record. Lineage: Eukaryota; Metazoa; Arthropoda; Insecta; Lepidoptera; Nymphalidae. The coding region runs from base 178 to 2064 and encodes 628 amino acids. The transcript has a single exon.